Zingiber officinale is the source of this 1386-nucleotide messenger RNA. Its product is annotated as probable serine/threonine-protein kinase PIX13. NCBI's taxonomy places the organism in Eukaryota, Viridiplantae, Streptophyta, Magnoliopsida, Zingiberales, Zingiberaceae. The record is from RefSeq and is a predicted model, not a curated record. Gene Ontology annotation, biological process: protein phosphorylation. The coding region runs from base 77 to 1291 and encodes 404 amino acids. Gene Ontology annotation, molecular function: protein kinase activity; ATP binding. The transcript is spliced from 5 exons.
CGAAGAAGAAGCUUAGAGAGGCAAAGCGAGAAGAUCAGGAAGAAGACACAGAGAUAUAAGACACUUUAGAUUCUUGAUGGGGAAUUGCUUUGAGGUUCAUGUGAAAUCUAUCAGUCCUCCCGACACCAGGCCUCUCAGUCCAGGCAGCAACAGCACUGCUACCACAGGGAAGCUAUCGACGAGCAGCAUCAGAAGUUUUGGGAGGUCGAUUGGCAGCAGGGAGGGCAGCUACGAUGCCUUCUCAGUGGGCAGGAUUCUGGAGGCUCCGAAUCUUCGGAUCUUUUCAUUUGCCGAGUUGAAGAACGCCACCAGGAAUUUCAAAGCCGACACUGUCGUCGGGGAAGGAGGAUUCGGCAGGGUGUACAAGGGCUGGGUCGACGAGAAGACCCUGACUCCGACCAAGAGCGGAGUCGGAAUCAGCGUCGCUGUCAAAAAACUGAACCCUGAUAGCCUGCAAGGCUUGGAGGAAUGGCAGUCGGAGGUGAAUUUUCUCGGAAGGUUGUCACACCCCAACCUUGUCAAGCUGAUGGGCUACUGCUGGGAGGAGAAGGAGCUUCUCCUUGUUUAUGAGUACAUGGCCAAAGGGAGCUUAGAGGGUCACCUUUUCGCAAAGGGCGAGCCGCUUUCAUGGGACCUGAGGAUGAAGAUAGCAAUCGGUGCCGCUAGAGGACUUGCGUUCCUGCAUGCGGCCGAGAAACAAGUGAUUUACAGGGAUUUCAAGACCUCCAACAUUCUUCUCGACUCGAACUUUAAUGCAAAGCUCUCGGACUUUGGUCUCGCAAAGAAUGGACCUACGGGGGAGAGAACCCAUGUGACAACGAGAAUCAUGGGCACGUAUGGAUAUGCUGCUCCGGAGUAUGUUGCCACAGGCCGUCUGUACGUGAAGAGCGACGUCUACGGCUUCGGAGUGGUGUUGCUGGAGAUUCUUUCGGGUCUGCGAGCGCUCGACCCCAGCCGCCCCAGCGGGCAGCACAAUUUGGUGGAUUUCGCCCGCCCCUUCCUGUCGGACCGCCGGAAGCUGGCCCGGUUGAUGGAUCCCAGACUGGAGGGGCGCUACCCGUCGCGGGCGACGCAGCAGGCGGCGCAGCUCACCGUCCGCUGCCUCGCCGUCGACCCCAAGGGCAGGCCUUCCAUGAAGGAGGUCGUCGAUAUACUGGUGCAGAUCGAGGCGAUGAAGAGCAGGUCGAGGGAGCAGUUGCAAUCUCUCCCCGGCUCGCCGGCGACGCCCCACCCCACCACGCGCCUCCACCCGCAGCGGUCGCCUAUUAAUCAUUCUCCCCGAGUAAAAUAAUUUUCUUAAGAGAAAAAUAUUAAAAUGGAAAUUCCAAUCCUUUUUGUUUCUUUGUGGAAAUACGAGAUGUACAAUACAAGAACAUCUAUAUAAAU